CUGAGACAGUCGAAACUUGCGCUCGCGCUGCGCUAACGUGCAUUUCGCUGCUAACAACAUGAAUUAGUUAAGGACGUUUUGUGUUAAAAAUAAUUCGAUGAUGCGCAAAAUACAUAAGGCGUGACUAACACAUGCGCAAAGUGGUUUAUUUCGUACUUAUCCAAUGAUUUUUUGUGUGUGACAAGUGUAUUUAGUGACCUUGAAUCUAUCGGAUAUAUAAAAACUAUUAUUUAGUAUAUGAAAUAUUUUCUAAAACCAUUGUCAAAACAGCGAGGUACACGCAAUUUUUUGUAGAUACGGCGCAAUUCCUAGUCAAAACCUUUUCAAAAUCUGACGACGAUCCAAUCAAGAAUAUGAUAUAAAACUACAACCUUGGACAAUCCUGACAAACAGCCAAAUCCGAUCAAGCUAAGUGCAAACCCCAAAGAAAAAUAAAUAUGAUCAAGUAUAAGUGUGGAAGAAGACAACGGAAAUAGUUGUAUAAUAUACAUACAAUAUUCAUUUAUAGACAGACAAACAGACGAAUUACACCUAAGCUUAGAUAAAAGAUCCAGACAUGGGGACUUCAGGCGUUUUAAAACAAAUGGCUGAAUAUGACUUCAGCGUACCAACAGAUGUCACAAUCAUAUACGAAGACAAUGAAUGUUCCUUACAAGACAACAUCGAAGAACAAGAAAAUCUUGAGAAUGAAAUUGAUAAUAAAGACAUCUUUAUAGGGGAAACUUUGGUAGAAGAACGUGCAAAUCUCGCCAAGUUAAGUUUAGACAUUAAUGAUACUCAAAUAAAUGCACCCAUAUUAGAAGAAAUAAGAGAACUAAAUAAUACUGAAAACGUUAUAAUUAAUAGUAACUGUAAAAACGCACAGUUGAAUAACAACCAUAUUGGAACUAACCACUUUCAAAACGAUAACAAAACAAAUGGCAACAGUGACUUAUAUACUGCGAGUAAAACUAUAGCCAACAAGGAAGCCAGUAUAUCUAAAGAGACUGAAAUAAAUAAUCAUGAACUUCCAGUCAACAUGGAAACUGAAAGUAAAUUAAAUCAGCUGUCGGAAUUAUUGACUUAUGUUAUACAAACAUAUUAUCUUCAUAGCCUAAACAAAAAUACACGGUCCGAUAGAACCAGUAAAAGAAAAUUUUUUGCAGCCAAAGCCCAUUAUUUUGAUUUGGCAUUUAAAACAGUGGAGUCAAUAAUCAUACCGCAAGAAGAUAACAGCUAUUUCAUUGAUAAAUUUUUAGAUAAAGCUGUCAGCAUAGCUAAUGCAAAGCCUUAUCCGUGGAAAUGUCAAAAAUUUCAUAUUAAAUCUUUGCUGACUCACUUAAUAAAAUGGACUAAACAAAAAAGAGUAUAUCUAAACAAUAUCAGUACUCGUAAGCCCGAUGAAUACGUCACUUUAAAGCAACAACUAGCAAGACCUUUAAAACCAUUCAAUAUCUCUCAAUAUGAAACUGUACUUAAUAGUAAUGUUAGUGGACGAACACACAAUCAAAAUCUUGAAAAUAUCUGCAUAUUUACUUCUGGCUCUCCUGGAUCCGAAAUCAGUAUAAACAUAAAUGCAGAGACAUUAAAAACUGUUACUGAAAAUCGGUGCUUGACAGAGAAAACUAAUGGGGAUUAUACCAAUCCUUUACCUAAUUCUGAAACAACAAACAGGCUAGAAGUAAGUCGCGCGCCACCAUCGUACGAGCAGUACAUUUCUCAGAAUAAGUAUCCACCCGCUCAGCAUCCACCGCCUCAGCACCACAAUCCAUACAAUAACUCACCAACUUUUACCAAUGGACCGCAAAAUUAUAAUCAGACAAAUAUGCAGCUUCAUGGGACACAAAACUAUUUGGAUGGUAGACAAGUACAUCAAAAACGUCAUCAACACGUCGGAUUUCAGCAGCUAAACCAUCCAACUCAAAUGCAACAUGUAAAUAACAGUCAAAUGAACAACAGCAACAUCUCCCACCAUACCUACUACGAUAACAUGAACACGCAAAUGCAGGAGAGACCUGUUCAUGCUCAAAACCUCAACUCUGAAUCAGUUCACUUGGGUCCUUUCAACCACGCACCAUUCGUCCGCUGCCACAUGUGUGGCAAGUACAUAAUAACGCGGUACUCACCCUACAAUACAUCUCCUUGCACUCUCCCUUACUGCAGUCACUUAUGUAAGGCUAUGAAUAACCAGCAUUACAAACCGGCUUGGUCCGGUAAUGCUUAACAGUCUAGAGGAGCCAAAAAUUAAAAUUGAUAUUAAUUUGAUAGGGUUACUGUUGUAGUUUUACAAAAACAGGAGGUUCUUCUAAGUGCUAAGUGUUUAUUGCUAAGUCGCCAGAGUACACUUCAAAAACCUACUUUUAAAAUGUGAUAUCUUACCUCAUUAUUUUUAAGUUAAAAAUUAUUAAUAGCUUCCACUUUAAUAAAUAGACAUAUUUUAAAACAUUAGGACGUGUUAUAUAAAUAUUUAGGUUACCCUAUUUUUGUUAUAUUAAUAUUAAAGUCGCAUUUAAGGAAUAUCGACAAUAGUACUUAAGUAAAAAAUGUAAGACUAAUAUUUUUUGGAAAAAUGUAAUUGUUAGGCUGAAUUUAAGAUUUCAUAAGG
Messenger RNA from Spodoptera exigua (beet armyworm), 2584 nucleotides. Lineage: Eukaryota; Metazoa; Arthropoda; Insecta; Lepidoptera; Noctuidae. The record is from the annotation of a GenBank genome assembly.